CCUGCAGCUUUUCUCCCGGUCCCUCCUGCCUGCAGCCCUGGGGCUUGGCGGGGCUGCCAGCGCUGAGAUCUCGGCUACGGAGCCCCGCCCCAGCUCCGGGCUGCUUCCUAGGAGUCGCCCCAGGCGUUGAGGACCUGUGAUACCCUUCCCCUCAGGCCACCGUGGGCUGGCCCACUCCCCACCCCCGCGUCUUCUGCAGGGGCCCGCCCAUAGCCUGUUCCGGGGCGGUUGCUCCGAACGACCAGAACUCCCCGCCCCCUUCUGCGGUCGGGGCGGGGGGGUGGUCGUAGGAGGCAGUGGAGAGAAGGCAAAGGCUGGGGUUGCGUUGAAGGCUCUCUAGAGGACCCGGACCCUGGAGGCGGGACGUUGGGGCGAUCCACGGGUGGAGCCAGCCAUUAAGCAGUCCCACUUCUGUGCCAGGCACUGAACUGGGCUCUUGACGAGCAUCACCUUUUAAUCACCUCAGAACAUCCCAGGGAGCUCCACAGGGUCCCAUUCCCUGGGCCAUGAGUGAGCUGAAGGACUGCCCAUUACAGUUUCAUGACUUCAAGUCUGUGGACCACCUGAAGGUCUGUCCCCGCUACACAGCAGUGCUGGCCCGCUCAGAGGACGAUGGCAUUGGAAUUGAGGAACUGGACACCCUGCAGCUGGAACUUGAGACCCUGCUUUCCUCUGCAAGCCGGCGACUGCGUGUGCUUGAGGCUGAAACCCAGAUCCUCACUGACUGGCAAGAUAAGAAAGGUGAUCGACGAUUCCUGAAGCUGGGUCGAGACCAUGAGCUUGGUGCUCCCCCGAAACAUGGGAAGCCCAAGAAGCAGAAACUGGAAGGGAAGGCAGGACAUGGGCCAGGUCCUGGUCCAGGAAGACCCAAGUCCAAAAACCUUCAGCCCAAGAUCCAAGAAUAUGAAUUCACUGAUGACCCAAUCGACGUGCCACGGAUCCCCAAGAAUGAUGCCCCCAACAGGUUCUGGGCCUCUGUGGAGCCCUAUUGUGCUGACAUCACCAGUGAGGAGGUACGAACACUUGAGGAGCUCUUGAAGCCCCCUGAAGAUGAGGCUGAACAUUACAAGAUCCCCCCGCUGGGGAAACACUACUCCCAGCGCUGGGCCCAAGAGGACCUGCUGGAGGAGCAGAAGGAUGGGGCUCGAGCAGCAGCUGUGGCUGACAAGAAGAAAGGCCUCAUGGGACCACUGACCGAACUGGACACAAAAGAUGUGGAUGCCCUGCUGAAGAAGUCUGAGGCCCAGCACGAGCAGCCAGAAGAUGGGUGCCCUUUUGGUGCCCUGACACAGCGCCUCCUGCAGGCCUUGGUGGAGGAAAAUAUUAUUUCCCCUAUGGAGGACUCUCCUAUUCCUGAUAUGUCUGGGAAGGAAUCAGGGGCCGAUGGAGCAAGCACCUCUCCCCGAAAUCAGAACAAGCCCUUCAGUGUACCACAUACCAAGUCCCUAGAGAGCCGUAUCAAGGAGGAGCUGAUUGCCCAAGGCCUCCUGGAGUCUGAGGACCGGCCUGCUGAGGACUCAGAGGAUGAGGUCCUUGCCGAGUUACGCAAACGGCAGGCUGAGCUUAAGGCACUCAGUGCACACAACCGCACCAAGAAGCAUGACCUGCUGAGGUUGGCAAAGGAGGAGGUGAGCCGGCAGGAGCUGAGGCAGCGGGUCCGCAUGGCAGAUAAUGAGGUCAUGGAUGCCUUUCGCAAGAUCAUGGCUGCUCGGCAGAAGAAGCGCACCCCCACUAAGAAGGAAAAGGACCAGGCCUGGAAGACCCUGAAGGAGCGGGAGAGCAUCCUGAAGCUGCUGGAUGGGUAGCCCUCACCUUGCUGCUGGCUAGCUCCUGGCCUUGGCAGAAGCCCACUUUCUUUGAAUCCUCUGCCCAGGACUGUCCAUCAAAUGACAACAGUCCGGGGGGCUAAGUACCUCUCAGGCCUCUCCGCCAAGCUCUGUGCAGCUAGCACGUGAUGCCCUACUGUGCUGCCCUGGACCUAGCCCCUGCCUGGUGCCCUAGAUAAAAGGGCUUUGUACCUGGGUCUUCCUCUUUUCCCUCUUUAUCCCCCACACCACCUGCCUCUCCCUGCUCAAGGACUCCUCCCUUGUGGUUUUGUAAUGUGCAAAUUUAAGAAUAAAGUGACUGCUGUUUGUUUUUUUUUUU
Nannospalax galili (Upper Galilee mountains blind mole rat) is the source of this 2145-nucleotide messenger RNA. RefSeq names its product transcriptional adaptor 3 (gene Tada3). Gene Ontology annotation, cellular component: SAGA complex. Bases 507 to 1805 code for a protein of 432 amino acids. Gene Ontology annotation, molecular function: transcription coactivator activity. Gene Ontology annotation, biological process: regulation of transcription by RNA polymerase II. The record is from RefSeq and is a predicted model, not a curated record. Lineage: Eukaryota; Metazoa; Chordata; Mammalia; Rodentia; Spalacidae. The transcript has 9 exons.